Pelobates cultripes (western spadefoot toad) is the source of this 28770-nucleotide messenger RNA. Lineage: Eukaryota; Metazoa; Chordata; Amphibia; Anura; Pelobatidae. The record is from the annotation of a GenBank genome assembly.
GCAGCUCUAUACCCGGCACUGUGUGUAUCGUUCCGUGUAACAAGUGAUCUAAUGCUGAAUAACAAUGUCUCACCGAGUCAAGUAAAGCUAGCAUGCGGAUCCAGGCUGUAACUCUUCUGUCGGUACGGUGCGAUUAGCUUUAUAGCAAACCGUUGACAGAAUCUGUGGGUCAGCUAUAAACCUGGCUGGCUGGCUGGCAAUAAGUAUGAGACGCUGGGAUCUAAUGAAGUGUUGACUCCAGGACAGACUGUGAGUGUCCCAUACCCCAGCCUAAUAUGAGUGGAGCCACAUCAGAUAUGGGGGAUGAAACAAGGCAUCUCUUGGACCCGGAUUCGGAAAGAUGUCUGCAGCUAAGGAAGUUGGUGGAGUUUAAAGUUUACAAGAGAAGAUGGUUUUUCCUUGGGGUGGUGUGCCUUCUAAACUGCUCCAAUGCCAUGGUAGGUGACACCCUGGGGACCUAUUGUAAAUAUCUAAAUGUUGGGAGAAACAAAACCCUAUCAAAGCGUUGGAAUUUUGAAGGGUGGUAAGGCAUCUUGGGAGCUGUAGUUUUACAGUAUUUAAGAAUCUACUUUUAGGCUUUACCUAGAGCCUCAGCUGCUGCAGCGUAAUCUGUUUUUCCUCAAUUUGCUGAUCGAAGAGGUUUUGGACUGAAAGCUAUGUAAUCAGCUGCUGCAGAACCGCUUUGGAACGUCAAUCACUGCCACCCACUGAUUUGGAUCUUCACAGCCAACAUUCCAGAGCGGUUCUGCAGCAUUCUUUACAGCAGAGACUGUCCUUAAUGCCAGCCUGGGUUGGCGUGAGUGUUCAGCACCGGAUUAACAAUCCUACUUCAUUGCACUAUGGUUUUUUUUGUCAUCUGCUUUUUAGAUGAGAAUAUGGUUUUUUUUUACCAUCCCUCUUUUUUGGCAAACUGAUCUGGGAAUCAACAAAAAAACAACUUUAGGAGAAAUCAAUAUAUUGACGAUAUAUAUGUAUUUUUAAAUGUAGUAGUAUUGAGUCACAUUAUAAUUGUGAACCUACUCAUGUUAUAAUACAAUACUCUAUGCUGUUUAAUAUUGCUGGUAAGAUAGACAGGUGGUUAUGUAAAUAUAUGCUUAAAACAAAAGUAUCAUUUAAUUUCUAUCUCUGUAGCAACAAGGUUUCAUAGAUUUAAAGUCACCAAGUCUCAAUGAAGUGGUCUGGGUGCAGUGUCCAUGUCCUCUUGUCCCUGUAAUGUAAAAGAUUUUUUUAGAAACUACUUUUUUUUGUGAGUUUAGUUACAUUUGUUUUCAUAUUCAGUUAUGUUAGCUAAUGCAUUUGAUUUGAGAUCUGUAUUUAUAAGUAACUAUAUUUUUGGAUCAUGCUAAUUUUUUUUACACUCAAUAAAAAGAACAUGUAAAAUAUCUAAAUAUUUACAGAAGAACUGGCUAAUGCAAUCCAUAUUUCACUUUUGUGGAUCCCUUAUUGCAAACACUGGGGUGCAAGGCAAUGCUUUUGUAAUCAAGGGCAUUUUCACUCACUACUAAUCUCCAGAUUUCAUCAAUGUACCACCAGGAAAUAAUACCUCUCAAGGGACCCUAUUUAGAGAGGAUCAGUCCCUUUUGCCAUUCUUUUAUGUGCUGAUAUUCUUCUUUUGUAAGAGCUCCACAUUGUUGGUUUGAUUGAGUGUAUACAAUUGCUCCAAAUCAGGCUUCCCCAAACUCCGGCCUUCCAGAUGUUGCUGAACUACAACUCCCAUGAUUCUGUGAAUGAAAUAGGCUGAGAAUCAUAGGAGUUGGAGUUCAGCAACAUCUGGAGGGCUGACGUUUGGGGAAGCCUGCUCCAAAUCAAUAAUAUUCACAGUAAUGAAACUACAAUGUGUUCAUAAAUCUGAUACAUUGUAAAUCAGAUACAUUGUUCCUUUUCUAAUUACAGCUAGUUGCAUAAAUCGUUAUUAUAAGUCACCUACAAUUUCUCAGAAAAGCCCACCACUGGUCACAUCCUCUUUCACACUCCCACAAUCAAAAUGUCCCUCUUUGUCCACUGUAUUUAAUUUUCACAAAUGAAAGUAACAUUUCUGUUUUCAAACUGGUGGUUGAGACGUUUGGUAUUGGGGAAAAAGAAACUCACACUGUUAACAAUAUAAAAAUAGCACGUGGAGCCAAUACUGAUUAAGUCUGAGCAUUUGUCAGUAAAUGUGACACAUAUAACGGUAUAUAAAAAUUCUAAUAUUGUCAGUUUAAGAACUAGUAAUUGUGAGCGAUGUAAAAUGUUUUCAGACAAAAAGUCUGCAAUGUUGUAAUUAUUAAAAAAAAUUAUUAUAAAUGGUUUCACUACUUAAAACAGCAUAGGGGGACAGGGCUUAACCUCGGAACGGAGCGGACGCCAUUUCCCUUACCUUCGCUGGGGCUCAGCCUAAUCUGUUAAAUAUCUCGAGUUAAUUUACCCAUCUGACUGCCAAUACCAGAGUGAUUGCUCGGUGCAGUUCCAGGCACUGGUUCAUGCCUUUCUUCCACAAAUCUGGGCCGAAAAAAUGGAGGAAGGGGCCUGCGGCCUACCAUCUCCCCUCACUCGGACUGUCUGAGCUGCUGGGGCCUCUCACACCCUGGAACACACCGGAGUCGGAGCCCGCACACUGCUCCUCACCAGACCAGCACUCCAUGAUGGGGCGGCACUCACAGAAACCCCCACCAGGUAACCCGCAUGAUGCACAAGACAUAAAGGCCCUACUCCAGCGCCAGGUCCAACACAAAAUGGCUGCACAAGAGACCAGAGAGGCCGCAGUUGACACACAGAACCCUGAGCCAGUCGCAACUCAGACCACACUACAGAGCUCCGAGCAGCUAGCCCCAAACAUGCCAGACUGGUCAACACUGGCCAUUAAGUAGGACAUUAAAGUCUUCCUUGCUGAAUUCUGGCAGACCCUGAUGGCGGAUGUAGCGGUGAUCCAAGCCGAUAGGUUGACACUGACAGGGUCAGGGCCACUGAGGAGGACAUCCUUGAUGUGAAACAAGAAAUGCUGAACAUGAGAAAUUUCCUUAAAUCUGUGCAAAAGGCACAACAAGCAUAAUCUGCACACUUUGCCACCCUGGAUGAUCUCUCCCGAUGAAACAACCUGAAAAUACCCGGUGUACCUGAGACCAUAACAACGGAAGAACUUCCACAUUACCUGAGGUGCAUUGUAGCCUCACUUUUACCACUGACACAGGUCAAAAAAAUUAUGUUCACCUACCUAAAUCCCCAAGAGCCCCUGUGACAGGUUUGAGUGAUAUCCUAGUUCGCUGCUCCCUCGCGCAGGACAAAAAGGCUCUCCUAACGGCUCUGUGGAACAAGACGCCCUACCUGUUUGAGGACACUGACAUUCUACCAAGAUCUCUCAAGGUCCACCCUGCAAUGGAGAGCAGCCGAUCACUUAUCGCUAGGCAAUGCAAGAUCUCUGGUGGUGUACCAGAAUGGAACUGCCCAGAGUCUCUCCUCUAUUGAGGAAGCACAAGCCUUGUUUAAGGCACUGGUACUACCUGCAUCAGACAAGGUAGCAGGAGGCCAAAACGGCACUCACAGCUGGGACCCAACCACCAUGGUCCCCAACCACCAUGGUCCCCUCUUUCCCACGUUCACAACGAUGCGAAUGGGGACUUGUCUAGGAAGCAAGCGGAUACUACUUCGAGUGGCUGUGGGCUGCAUAAAAAGUUUAUUGUUUAAAUGUUGUUUUUAUUGCUUUAUUUUUUGUUGGUUUGAGUUGAGAUGAAAGCCUUAAAGGCCUAGUGGAUGACUGCGCUGCUCCAUAAGAUAGGAGCUUGGCAACAAAUCCCCCCCCCGUGCAGCCCCCUUGUAUUGGGGCACCAGCGCAUUUCUGUUUAGCCGCAACUUGACUAAGGUCCUGGCAAGUUAACCAUGCCAAGUUGGAUGCAGCUAUUACCUAGGAACCUCUCAGCUACUGCCUAGAAGUGAUAUCUAAUAAAUCUUAAUAUUCCACCCUACAUAUAACUGGGCUCUUCCCUACCGCCACGCAGAAAUCCUAAACCAUAAUCUAAAGGCUGUAAUAAUUCUAUAGACUGUAAGCUUGUUUGAGCAGGGCCCUCUUCAACCUAUUGUUUCUGUAAGUUUACUUGUAAUUGUCCUAUUUAUAGUUAAAUUCCCCCCUCUAAUAAUAUUGUAAAGCGCUACGGAAGGGCGCACUCCCUCCCUCAGUAAUGCAACCCAGGUGAUAACGCUGAUACCUAGCCUUUGGCGAGCUCAAGCCUGCCAGGUCAAAUACCCAUGUGACCAACUCAUCUUAAAUAAUAUGUAACACUAAUAUACUAUGUGAUAGGACGUGACUGUAUUGCUUGUUUUCCAAAAAAAAAAAGUUAAAAGAAGCUAUUAAUUUCAAGAGUGCAAGAUGUAAUACUGCAAAUGUAAUGUGUGCCUAUCUACUGUUGCACCCUCCCUUUAUUUUUUGUACCCAUUGUCUGAAUAAAAGAAAGAACAGCUUAAACCUAGCUUGAAAAUAAAUAUAUGAUAAACAGUACUUUGAAGGAGUGUUUAUAUUCCUUUUAGGUUAAUGCCUCACCCACCCACUGCCUUUAAAUUCCAGUGGAAAUACAGCCCCUCACCACAGCUUUGCUCCAGUACUUUGAUAUGGCUCAUACCAAUCCAUAGGGCAGGGGUAGGCAACCGUUGGCACUUCAGAUGAUAUGGACUACAUCUCCCAUAAUCCCCUUACAACCAUAAUGCUGUAAAAGCAUCAAGGGAGAUAUAGUUCUCAGCAUCUGGAGUGAUAUAUGUUACCUACCUAGUUUGGCCCAUACCAAACUGCUCAAGUGCCUCUCUCAGCCAAUUACAUCCCUUAAUGUCCAGUUGGGUUGACAAAGGAAGUCUAGCACAAGCAGAAGCCGCAGGGAAGGACCAUCAACGACUGAGUUCCCUGGUUCUUUGUUAAACUAUAUGUCUGUUAUACCUUCACUAAUUCUGUAAAACUAUAUAUUUUUUUAACCAGUGUUCUAGAAGUCAUGACCAAUGAUAAAUGCUUUUAUAUUAUACUGAUACUUUAUGUACCGUUACAUUUGAGACUCUGGACUAACAUUAUUCCAAGACAUGGCAAUAUAAUUAAUAAUGAAUUACAUUCUUGCGGUUGUUUCACAUUGUAGUUAUGGAUCAGCUUUGCACCGGUGGCCAAUUUUACAGCAAGCUUCUUCAAAACCACCCUGGACACCAUUAACUGGCUUGCUGUUGUAUAUGUUAUUAUAGCAAUACCAUUUGGCUUUGGAGCAUCAUGGCUUCUGGACACAUUGGGGUUAAAAUCUGCUGUAAGUAUGCAUUUUUGUAUCCUUUAUUAUGCUUCUGUUUAACCUUGAUUUGCAUCUGUUUCUCCUGUGCAGACUAAAUACCUACUUGACAUGAUCAUAACAGGGCUCAAUAUUUCCACUCGCCCACUAGCCAUUGGCAAGUAGAAAUUCACCUCUGGUGAGUGUGCUAUGCAUUCUCCAGACUUGUAGUGGUGAAUAUUUUUUAGACCUGAUUAGUAGCAUAGGACUUGAUUGCAAUAGAUGUAGGCUCUGAUUGCAUACAUAACAUGUUUAAACCUUAUCAGGUAAUAACCUCUAAGAAGUGUUUUAUAACUUCUGUUGACAUUCUACUGACCUUUGAACCCAUGUAGGGUUCUUUUCUCAAUUGUUUGCAGUUACAUGAUUAUGGUUAUCCCCAUUUUGCUUACCAUUUAACCCUUUAUAAUUUUUGUGCCUAAUUACCCUCUUUUUGUAUUUAUUCAAGUAGGUAUUCACUCAACACAGAAUUGUAGUUGAUUGAAAUCCAAUUUGCAACAUAAAAGCCUAACCAAGCGAACUGCCUAAAGUUUGCAAUUUGGUUUUCAAUACACUGCAAAUUGGUACUUCUUUAAUAAGCCUCCUAAUAAACGUACACAAUUAUAGAGAAGAUAUCUUUUGGUAGUUAUAGCAAAAUUAUGAGAAAAGACAAUAGUUUUCUUCUCCAUUUAUAAAUCAGAAUUUAAAGUGCAUGCCUAGUGUGUGGCAUAUGCAUAUUUUGAUCAGUGUAUUAUCUGGUACGUGCUGGCAAAAAUCACAUCAUAUUCACCCAGUUCACCCAUGACUGACUCCCAUUGAAAUCUACAGGAAAAUCAUUGCAUGUGCUGGUGUGCAGGUUUCUCCCACUGCAUGUUGUUCAGUUCCUCUGCAAAAAUGUAAAAUAUUGUUAUUCAAGUUGUUGUGUUAUUUCAAUUUUCAGUAUCAUUGGUAUUAUUUUGUGUGCAAAUUUUAAUAAAAUAAAUAUUCAUAAAACAGUUAUGAAUGGAGGAUUUGUAUUAUAAUAUCCUUUACCUAACAAUCUAGCAGUAAAUGUUUCUAUGUAUGUUUGUUUACAUCCAUAUCCUGAUUUACUUAAGGUUUAUACUUCUGUGUUGCAACAAACAAACACGAGGGCCAUAAGUUUCUAGAUCAGCAGUUUUCAAAUUGAGGCAAUAGACCUUUAUGUUCAUUUCUCAUGUGUGCUGUCUCCUUAACUGACACAUUUCACAAGGGUACUUAUAUAUUAAGUACCCUGAAAGCAAUCUUUGGAGUUCCAGACAUGUCUCUAGUGCUGUUAAUUAGAUAAGACUUUGUAAGUGAAGCAUGUUGAGAGCUACUGUAACCUGUUAAAGCAACACUUCAGCAACCAUAUCUUGCCAUAACUCCUGGGUUUAGCUUACAUAGGGAUCUUCUGGUUUUUCAUAGAAAAUAUAAUGCAUGGAGUGUUCCUUUAAACAUACUCCAUUCUGCAUAUAUAUUAAUUCUCCUGGUAAAAGUAGUCAACUUCAAACUUUAUUUAAUGCUAAAAGAUUGUAAAAAUAACUGAUCUAAAGUUCUCGGUCAACGGUUUAUUUAUACUAUUGACCUAAUCUGAUACAAAAAGAAAUAGCAAUAUUUUAUGUCACUGGUACACAAAGUAUGUUAUUGUUCAUUUACUAUUUUACAUUUUUCUGAACUUUCAUUUUUUUCUUUCUUUGCAGGUUAUCCUGAGCUCUUGGCUCAAUAUGGUUGGAAGUUUCAUACGAUCUGCCAGUGUUAUCUACUUCCUCAAUACGCGCUCUAGUAAUCUCAUUUACUUAUUCAUAGGACAGUGUCUGUGUGCUGUAGCUCAGCCACUAGUUAUAUGUGUUCCAGCUAAGCUAGCAGCUGUAUGGUUCCCCGAGCAUCAAAGAGCAACAGCCAAUAUGCUUGCUGCAAUGUGUGAGUAUUCUAGAAUUUUAGCAACAUUUAUUAAGAAUGUGCUUGAAUCCGUACUGCUGAAGUAGUACAAUAUGUAUGAGUAGGACUCACUGCAUAUAACCUAGUAACUGUGAAUAAAACGGUUAUGAACAGAAUACAUUGUGAUUUUAAAAAUCUUUGUCUGGGCUGAACUGGUACUGUAGAAAACAAUAAAACUUGUGACACAAUUUGGCAUUCACUUAUGGGGACUGGCGAAUCCCAGCAAAAGAUUUUAACAGCUUAAUUGUGGUCUUUCUUUCCUGUGAUUACCACAAUUGCAUGCUAACAAGGGGUUAAAAACAACCGUCAGAUUUUAAGUUUAACACUCAUAAAAAAAACUAUGUGAGGGUGAAAUCCAUAUUCCCGUAGCCUAGCCCCUUUUUUAACUACAGGGGGCGCUAGGUGGCUAGCACCCACUUCUUCUAACCCUUGUUCUGUGCCAUUCAGGGUAAUUACCUAUUAGAAGCCCAAUAAAUUACUCAUCCCCUGGGGAGUAAUGCAUAAAUAGUAGGCUAUAGGGUUCCCAAGUUCCCUAGCCACAUAAUUACAUAAUAAUAGAAUGGGUGGAGGAGCAGUGUAUUAGAAUGAGGGGAGGGGGCAGUGUAUUUGAUUGGUGGGCAGUAUAAUAGAAUGGGGGGAGGAGCAGUGUAUUAGAGUGGGUCUGAAUGGAGGCGCUGAAAGCUCCCCAUGGAGCAAAGCUUUUUACCACACAUGCACAUGCCUCCCAAUGCUUUCAUAUGGGAAUUGGAUUUGCAUUGGAUUAGCUGACAUCAUAAAUUUUGAUGAUUUCAGCCAGAGUGAAAAACACACUCAUAGGACUUCAAAAUCAACAGGGUUACGAUGUUUGUUUGUUUUUUACAGCUGUGCAACAGCAUACAUUCACCAUUUCAAUCCCAUUACCAAACUUUUCUUAAUAUGUCAAGGUAGUUGGACUGAAACAUUCAUUAUACAGUAUGCACAUGCACCUCUUCGUAAAAUAAAUUUGCUCUUUCGUUUACUUUGAAGCCCUUCGAGUUUAAGGACAUCCAGUGUCAGGCAAAUUUUUUUAUACUGUACUUUUCUAUGAAAACUAAAGUUUUUGGUUUUUUUGCGGCCCACAUAAACGUAAACCUUGUUUAUUUGGCCCGUGUUAGCCUUUGAGUUUGACAUGCUUGCUCUAAUAUGUUAUUGGGGUCUGAGGAAGGUCUAGCUUAAUUUCUAUAUUUUUAAAAGUAAUGCUGUAAUGUUUCUUUUGUUAUUUUAUUAGUCCAAUUUAUUUAUUCUUAAAAACAAUUCAUUAAUACUCUUUACAUCCCCACUUCCUUUAUCGCCCUCUCUCCCUUCCCAUCAGUUUUAUUCCCUUUGUUGGUGUGAAAGGUCAUGUGUACAUUACAUUACAUUGUGUGUAGUUGUAAGAGGCUGUAGGAACAUUCUUACAAAUCUCUAUGAUAGAGUUAAUACAGCCACAGCAUGAAUACACUGUGUAAUCAAUAUCAGCUUUAAAAAAAAAAAGACCAUGGAUAAAGCUGUACACAUGCUAAUAGAAAACACCCUGUAUUUCUUUAUUAAACAGUCAAAAUAAAUACAUUAUAAGAUCUGUUUGUUUCUCUCUCUAGCAAAUCCUAUUGGCAUACUUCUAGCUAACUUAAUAUCACCGGCUGUUGUAACUGAGGAAACGUACAUUCCAGUUUUGGUAAGUAAAAUAUUAUGGACUGAUAUUUGUGUUACUCAAAAAGAAAAGCGAACACCAAUUCCCUGGAUCUCUUAGUUGUAUCAUGUUUUUAAAAGUCACAUAUCAAAGUUCUAAUCACCAUACCUUUUUAAUAUAGAAUUACUUAAGAAACGUCCUUGUUUUGAUUUUAACUUGAUUUACUGUGUACUCAUUGUAAAUCACUCCUCUUUAUAUGGUUACUAUUAUGGGUGCAGUAGGUAUUCUAACUGGUGUAAUUUCCUCCGGCUAUUUUUGUUUUCAAUGCCCUCUAGAUUGUAAGCCCACAAAAUGUCUUGCAGAGCAAUUUGCAGGAAGUGCUGCAGGCAUUAGUGCAAUGUAAAACAUUGCUUUUUUGUAGACACUGCAAUGUCUUAGAAACAUAGAAUGUGAUGGCAGAUAAGAACCAUUCAGCCCAUCUAGUCUGCCCAAUUUUCUAAAUACUUUCCUUAGUCCCUGGCCUUAUCUUAUAGUUAGGAUAGCCUUAUGCUUAUCCCAUACAUGCUUAAACUCCUUCACUGUGUUAAGCUCUACCAUUUCAGGUGGAAGGCUAUUCCAUGCAUCCACUACCCUCUCAGUAAAGUAAUACUUCCUGAUAGGGAUGACCCGAUUAUCAGUUUUACGGAUAUUCAGUAUUUUCGGCCAAUAGAGAUACCGAUAUUGCCGAUAAUACAUACCAGGACCGCCGGGCCCAUUACAAGCCGUUGGCACACUACACACACACACACACUGCAUUCACUUUACACACACCACACACUACAUUCACUAUACACACACUACACAAACACUCACACUCUGCAUUCACUAUAUAUAUAUAUACACACUACACAAACACUCACUGCAUUCACUAUACACACUACACAAACACACCCUGCAUUCAGGGGUCAAGUCCUGGGGAAAAAGGUGUAGGAACUCACCCAAGAUUCCAGCCUCGCCUCCCCCCCCCCUUAAAAAAAAAAAAAAUUACACUCCUAUGCAUAUAGUGCAGUGCAGGGUGUGUAUAUUGAAUGUAGUGUGUUUGUAGUGAAUGCAGAGAAUGAAUAAUAAAUGUAGUGUGUUUGUAGUAAAUGCAGUGUGAAUAAUAAUUGUAGUGUAUUUGUAGUGAGUGCAGAGUGUGUAUAAUGAUUGUAGUGUAUUUGUAGUGAGUGCAGUGUGUAUAAUAAAUGUAGUGUGUUUGUAGUGAGUGCAGUGUGUAUAGUGAAUGUGGUGUUUUUGUAGUGAGUGCAGAGUGUGUAUAAUGAAUGCAGAGUGUGUAUAGUGAAUGUAGUGUGUUUGUAGUGAGUGCAGAGUGUGUAUAAUGAAUGUAGUGUGUUUGUAGUAAGUGCAAAUUGUGUAUAAUAAAUUUAGUGUGUUUGUAGUGAGUGCUGAGUGUGUACAAUGAAUGCAGUGUAUGUAGUGUGUUUGUAGUGAAUGCAGAGUGUGCAUAGUGAAUGUAGUGUGUAGUGAGUGCAGAAUGUGUAUAAUGAAUGCAGAGUGUGUAUAGUGAAUUCAGAGGGUGUAUAGUGUAUGUAGUGUGUUUGUAGUGAGUGAAGAGUGUGUAUAAUGAAUGCAGCGUGUGCUGGAUGAUGUGUGUGUGCGCGCUGGAUGAUGUGUGUGUGCGCGCUGGAUGAUGUGUGUGUGAGUGCUGGAUGAUGUGUGUGUGAGUGCUGAAUGAUGUGUGUGUGUGUGCUGAAUGAUGUGUGUGUGUGUGUGCUGGAUGAUGGGUGUGUGAGUGCUGGAUGAUGUGUGUGUGGGUGCUGAAUGAUGGGUGUGUGAGUGCUGGAUGAUGGGUGUGUGAGUGCUGGAUGAUGGGUGUGUGAGUGCUGGAUGAUGGGUGUGUGAGUGCUGGAUGAUGUGUGUGUGGGUGCUGGAUGAUGGGUGUGUGGGUGCUGGAUGAUGGGUGUGUGAGUGCUGGAUGAUGGGUGUGUGUGAGUGCUGGAUGAUGGGUGUGUGAGUGAGUGCUGGAUGAUGGGUGUGUGCUGGAUGGGUGUGUGAGUGAGUGCUGGAUGAUGGGUGUGUGUGCUGGAUGAUGGGUGUGUGGGUGCUGGAUGAUGUGUGUGUGAGUGCUGGAUGAGGGUGUGUGUGUGAGUGCUGGAUGAGUGUGUGGAGUGUGAUGUGUGGGUGCUGUGUGUGAGUGUUGGAUGAUGUGUGUGUGAGUGCUGGAUGAUGUGUGUGUGUGUGAGUGCUGGAUGAUGUGUGUAUGAGUGCUGGAUGAUGUGUGGAUGGGUGUGUGUGUGUGUGUGAGUGCUGGAUGAUGUGUGUGUGUGUGUGAGUGCUGGAUGAUGUGUGUGUGUGUGUGUGUGUGUGCUGGAUGAUGGGUGUGUGAGUGCUGAGAUGAUGUGUGUGUGUGUGAGUGCUGGAUGAGUGUGUGUGUGUGAGGUGCUGGAUGAUGUGUGUGUGUGUGUGUGGGAUGAUGGGUGUGUGAGUGCUGGAUGGUGUGUGUGUGUGAGUGCUGGAUGAUGGGUGUGUGAGUGAGUGCUGGAUGAUGGGUGUGUGAGUGAGUGCUGGAUGAUGUGUGUGUGAGUGCUGGAUGAUGGGUGUGUGAUGCUGGAUGAGGGGAAGCAUUUUUUUCUUACUUUAUGUUAUUUUAUUCCCCCCUCCCUGCUUCUUACCUUGUCAGGGAGGGGGGAGAUCGCCUGGUGGUCCGGUGGAGGGAGCCAGCCGCUGCACACAGGAGCCAUCACACGCUGUGUUCCUUCUCCAGCUCUAACUCUCGCGAGACUCGCCUGUGCGGAGCGUUGCCAUGGUAACAGCCGCGGGUCUCGCGAGAGUUAGAGCUGGAGGGGGAACACAGCGUGUGAUGGCCCCUCUGUGCAGGUAGCAGGGCAGGUCCUGCAGGACAGGUAACGGGAACGACGUUCCUGCUUUGGAAAAAGUGCAGGAACGCCGUUCCCAUGCGUUCCUGCAGGACUCGAGCCCUGCCUGCAUUCAUUAUAUACACACUACACAAAUGCACACUGCAUCCACUACACAAACACACACAGCUCCCCUGUCUAAACACACUGCAUCCACUACACGUAGCAUGUAUAUUUUGUGCAUUUACCUUUAGAAAUAGUUUAUUUUUUCAAAAUGGUAAAUGUACAGAAUAUCGGCAAGUUAUCGGCUAUCGGCCUGAAAGUUCACAGAUUAUCGGCUCUAAAAAAAAUCAAUAUCGGUCGAUCCCUACUUCCUGAUAUUAUUUUUAAACCUUUGUGUACAAAAAAAGGAAGAUACAAGUGGGGCCCUUCAAGGAUAAUAUACAGUAUAAAGAAGGGUGAAAAAGGUGUUUCCCCCCACACCUUAAUACAAAUACAGAACAAAACAACACCUACAACAAAGUGUAAACAAUCACACCAAGUAGAGGUGAACCCUUCAGACUUGAUAUAGUAAUAUAAUACAAGUAUACUUAUGUAUAUAAAUAGGAAAAUCUUCACAAUGUCUGCAAAUAAUAAUAAUACAGAACAUAGUGUAUACUGUUUAUAUAAACAACUAAAAGGGAAUAAGUGGAACAACUCACAGAUUGCAGAGCCGUGCCAGGCACUAUAGCUCCCUCUGCCUCCCCUCUCCCUCUAGUAGCCCCGCCCAGGUGAAUAAAGUGUAAAAAAAACCUUUAUUUACUUAUCUUAUCCCAGUGCCAUCCCUCAGUGAUGGGUCAAGGCUGCUCCUUAUCCGAUGUCCAGCGACGUGCGGGUGCUAAUGCGUAUGCAUGGCAAAUGCUGCACGCGCAUUAAACCUCCCAUAGGUGCCUCCCAAUGCUUUCCUGUGGGGAAAAAUCUGACACUGGAUGUUCUCAUGCAGAGUGUAAGGACGUCCAGCACCAGUUACCGGACCAAAGAUCUGUUUGGAUCUCGGAAACGCCUCCACUGAAGUCAGACUUAGUGCUGCAAUGUAAACAUUGCAGUUUCUUUGGAACUGCAAUGUUUUACAUUGCAGCACUAAGUGCAAUAAGAACACUGUACCCAGACCACUUUAAUGAGCUGAAGUGGUCUGAUGCCUAUAGUGUCCCUUUAAAUCUUUUCUUAACAAAUCUUUUUUUGGAAUAUAGGUUCUCUUUAAAACAAGCACUCUAAACACCAUAACGUCUGCAAUCUACUGUAAUCCUUAGGAUAUCCAACAGGUUCAUUGCACAUUUCCCCAGUUCUACGUCACAUUGUGUUUGAGUGGUUCAAACUGUAUUUGAAACAAACCGAGGUAUCCCUUGUUCAGCAUAUUGCAGUCUUUGAACUACCACAUUAGCAAUAUUAAUUCCAUCCAUAUUUAAAUUACAUUCAUUUGCUGAGUGUGUUGGUUGACAUGCUCAGCCAAAUAAUGUCAUUGGAGUUUGGCAAAAUUUAUAUUUCUAAUGCAGAAGUGUAACUUUCUAAACUGCAUAUACUAGGUAAGGGUUUAGCAAUUGUGCAUAGGUCUGUGUAAAACUGCUAGAAAACAGUGUUGUAAAUUACCAAAGCAAUGCAUAUGGCACCAUAACCAUUACAACGGACUGUCAAAUAGAUAAAUAUAGAAAAAUAGUGACACAUAAAAUUACUCACAUUUGAAGAAGCAUUUCUGACUGUGAUUACCUUUCUCAAAUGAUGUUUGUUACUUCUGAAGUUCUGUAUAAAAUAGUAAAAAAAAAAUAGGAGUCAGAAGUAAUAUUUUCAAGAUCUCACCAACUUGAAGAAUCAUGCUGAAUUAUUAAAACUGUCUAAUUAAUAUGAAUUCAGCAACUUGUGGAUGUCUGCAAUCCAAUAAUAUGACUCUAAACAAAAACAAAGCAUUGUCAUAGUUUAUAGGGGAUGCAGUUCUUGAAUAUCUUCAGGGUUAAGUAGGGGUAACCAGUAAAUGUACAGCAUGUACACAAAGUCUAGGGUGCAAAUGAUAUUAAGGCCCACCCCAUCUAAAUCAAUAAUCAUAUAGUUAAAGAAAUACCCGCACUCCCGUAAUCAGUAAAAAUCUAAUUUUCUUUCAAUAUAUAAUUAAUAGAAACAUGCAAGUAUAUCUAUACACACCUAUCAAAUCAACAUUCGAUCCUCAAUCAAUAAACACAAUAUAAAUGUGUCUUACAAAUGUAUGUAAUACAAAGUGAUUUAAAUAAAUAAUAAUCAAAUGCAUAUAAAUAAAGACCAAAAAAAAAUUAUUUUCUGCACUAAAUAUUUACCUAACAAGUGGACAGAGCAAAACACCCAACAUUUCGGCUAGUUAUUCACUAGUUAAUUCAAAGUAAACUUUAGAUUCUAGGCCAACAUUAAACACAUAGCAAAAAAUGUCCUAAUCAGCUUUUUUGGGGUUACAUUUUGAAAUUAAUUUUGAAUUCACAACAAUUCACACAUUAGUGAGUAACACUAGUCCUUUAGUUGUUCUAGUAAAAUGUAUUGAGGAAGAUUUGAAAAAUGAGAAUUUAUCUAAACAUUUUUAUUGGAAAUUUUGCCAGGAGUGUCAACAGCAGUAUGGAUGUUGGGAUUACAUUAACAUAUACCCUAGAUGACCGAUUCCAUUUAAAGAUAAACAAAACGAAAGAAUACGGCAAAGCAUCAUACAUUAUAUAUCUUAAAGAGGGGACUGAAAAACGAGAAUUUAAUUCCAACACUUUACCAGAUCUAAAACAAAGAAUGUUGCAAACUAGUACUGUAUGAAUAAGACAAUUAUGCUUAAACUACAGUCAUAUUUUAUAAAAGUGCAUAUUUUAAGAGAAAUAGGCACUUUUAAAAAUGUCAUUAGUGACACUUCAUGGCUGCCAAGCAGACAACUAAAUGGGUGCCGUGCCUAUAGGUCAAACCUGGGGUGAGUGAUCCCUUUAGAGAAGCAAUGGUUUAAAUGAUGACUUCACAUGGGGGGAGACUAGCUGCACCUUAGAUACUCUUCUGGAGCUGGAAUAAAGGUGAGUUUAAUUCAUUUGUAAUUAAUUUGGGAAACGGCAGUAAUGUAAACAGCUUAAGAUACACUCAUUUAAUUAUAUAUAUACAUAUAUACACAUAUAGUGUUUUAAUUAUACCUUUAACAUUGUACUUGUGAUCAUACUGGAGGAAAUCACUAGUUUCUUUUUUUUAAAUUACAUUGAACAUUAUAUAUUGAUUUACUGGUUGUUGUAAUUUGUUCUUUUUAAAGUUUGGAAUAUAUGGCAUCCCUGCAGUAUUAGCGUGUGUCAUGGCAACUGCUGGAAUUUCCGAGAAAGAGCCUCCAACCCCACCCUCUGCGAGUGCAGUCAAUUUGGUGCCUGAGCCUUUUUUUUCUGGUUUAAAACAGGUGAGCUUCAUGGAAAAAGAAGGAAUCUUCAAGAACUCAUAAUUGAGAAAUUUAUUUUAACAUCCACUAGAGUCACCAAAACAAAUUUAGGUUAAUGAAGCAAUUUUGGUGUAUAGAUCAUGGCAUGCAGUGUCACUGCUCAAUUAUCUGCCAUUUAGAAGUUAAAUCCCUUUGUUUAUGCAACUCUUGUCACACCUUAUACUUCCUUUAUUGUGCAGUCUGUUUAAUUAAGAAUGUAUUUUCUCCUCCACGGUUAAAUACUUGCUAAAAUAGGAGUCUCCUGUGUGUGAUCAAAGUUCAAUUUACAGAGCAGGAGAUAAAAACUUAUAACAUAAGUUAAUAUCUGAAUGUAAAUGAAACCAUCUUUUGCAGGCUGUUUGAGUCAUGCCAGGGAAAAUGUGGCUAGGGUUGCAUGGACAGAAACAUGUAAUUUAACUCCUAAAUGGAAGAGAAUUAAGCAGUGAGACUGCAGAGGCACGAUCUCUACCCCAAAUCUGCUUCGUUAAGCUAAAUUUGUUUCGGUGAUUACAGUGUCCCUUUAGUUCAGUAUGUUAAAUGUCCUGUUAAUCUGGUUCUAAUUAGCCACUUUUUAAAAUAAUUUUUUUAAUAUUUAUCAAUACCCCUGUUGAACAGAAUUGGAAAAUCAGUCAAAUCUAGAGUUUUGUCUUAAGGACUGAAUUGGAAAUCACUAAUCUCAAUCAAUACUACUAAUAGAUCACACUCUUAGACUUAACAUUAACACCCUGUCAAUGACCCUUGGUAUUAAAUAGUUUUGUAUUGUUAGAAAAUUUUGAAGGAAUUUAAAGUCAAAAUUUCUGUCAAAAGCUGACGUAGAAAAAGUAUCAAAGGCAAUUUCUCUUUAGUUUGGUCAUUUUGGCAUUUAAUUUAAAUUCACUUUGAAUUCCAGGCAAUUCUCACUUUACUGGAUAACCCUAUAAAAAUGUCAGCCUCUCGUUGACCCAGUUUAUAUGAAAGUAAGGAUUUCUCACAUUUUAGGAUGCAAGACUGUAUCCCAAAAUACAAUUAUUUACUCUAGAACUAUAUUUCCAAAACUGCAUUCAAUUACAAAAAUAUAACUGCAAAGUUUAGGAAAACCCAGGGAUUAGUCAUAAUGCCUAAAACUAAACACCAUGCAGGGGCAUAUGCAUACCACGCGGUUUUGUGUUUUGUCAGGACCCAAGGCUUGAAAAGAAUGUCUAGAGAUAGCGCUGACAACCAGUAUGAUGUUCCUAGGAACAGAUUAUUUACUAAUGUGCACUGUUUAAACCAAUUUACUCACAAAAUGUCUGAAUAUUCUUUUUUACAGCUAAUGACAAAUAAGGCUUACAUCAUCCUUAUGUUGAGCUUUGGAUCAGGUGUUGGUCUUUUCACAGCAUUUUCUUCAUUUCUGGAGCAGAUUUUGUGUUACAAGGGAUAUUCAAAUGUAAGUCUAUUCAAUAUUCUCUCUUUCAACUUGUAGUUUCUCUAGACAUUUAUAGUAGUGGCCAUGAUGCCAGUUGUAUCUUGGUACCAUUCCCCGCUAAUGGAGCAAACCAUUUUGCAACAGUUUGCCCUCUUAUCUUGGUCCCCAUUGGGUGCUGAGCCUCCUCUGACCUGGAUGACACGCAUCCGGCUGCUGCAGAGUCCAGAUUCUGAUUCCCCCAUCAUUCAUUGGCUGCAUGACCGUCUGUGCAAAAGAAUCACUAGGAAUUUAAUCAUGAGCUCUUGUCCAGGCUGGCGAAUGAUAUACUAAUGACACUGCUGUAGGUGGAGUUACACCUCUGACAGCAAUAUUAAUUAUCACACUGAAACACUUCACACACAGACGCUUGGAGUAAACCUUUAACUUAAUGUUUUAGUAUGUUUCAUUAGACAUCGGGUUAUAAGCAUGUUCUUAAUUCCUUAAUUGUAAUAUAGUCAUUUUCCAUUCAGAUGUCAAAAAAUAUUUAAGUGCAGAGAUCUGAGUAGACUAAAGAAAGGGAAAUAGCCUGGGAGGGUCAGAUUGCUUACUGGGUAAAAGGACUGUACACUUUUUAAGACCACAUCUUAUGCCUCAACAAUGUUAAACAAUGGUGCCCUGGCACAUAAUUAAGUGUUCUUGCAUAGCAAGACCACUUAAUGUUAUCUCACAUAUAUAUUAUUAAGUGUUCUUGCAUAGCAAAACCACUUAAUGUUAUCUCACAUAUAUAUUAUUCUUAUUCUUAUUAUAGCCAAAUUUACCACCUAACUCCUCCCACAGUUUUUACACUACAUAGACAGUAAUAUACCGAAAUGUGCGGAUUGUUCCCUAUUGGAUUGCUAUUACUUUGUGGAAUGUUUCGCCGAAUGGUUCAGGGAAUAUCAUCGUUCUUGUGGCGAAAUUGGUCCCAUAGGAAUGAAUGGCAAAAUGUUCAAAACUAGAGUGGGAGCUGGCAAAAGCUGAAAAAUCAGGACAUGAUUUCUAAACUGCCACCACUCCCUCAUUUUCAAGCCCACCUACACAAAUCUUAUAUCAAAACGUAUCCCUGCUGCCACUAAAAAUACACGGCUAAGCCAUAGUCCUGAUAGUUUUCACGAUAUGACUAUUUGUUUGCAACUCACACCAUCCAUUGACAUUCAUUGAAACUCCACUCCAUCCAGCUUAAAUUUGAAGGGCAAUUUCUAAACUGUGACUGUGCCUUCAUUGUUAAUAUUUCAGAGACAUACUAUGCAUCAAAAUGUAGGUCGGAGUCUUGUGAUUCUCACAAUAUAAAGCUCUUCGCUGUAGGAUGUAUAGUUUUUAAAAUACGACCGUUUGAAGAUGGUAACCGCCAAAAUACUCUGACCUGUGUCAGGCUGCAGCAGCAAGUGAUGUCAUAGACAGGGCCUUUUGAACACCUGCUAAUGUUUUUAUAAAUGUAUGGUUUAAUGUAACUGUGAAGCACUUUGGGCAACAACGUUGCAAUUAAAUGUGCUAUAUAAAUAAAUAAUAACAGUUACUCCGCACACUCCAGUUGUAGACUACUGGUGGAGGCAAGAACACGUCACACACUUUCCCCAGAAAUUGUAACUUUUCUAGUAUUAAGUCUACUGUUGAAAUAUAAAUAUUGCUAAUUUUUUCAUAUGCCAGUUAGUUCUUUUUAAUUUUUUUUUAAUAUUUUUAGUCUUUAAGAUUUGUAAUCUUUAAGUGACAAAGUAAAAAAAUUAGUUCUUAAAAGUAGAACUAUUUGUUAGAUAAAAAAAAGAUUAACAAUACAUCUGACUUGUCUAUAGUGACUAUUUCUGUAUGUCUAAGACAUUUUGGGGAAAAAAACAUUCAACAUACUGAAUAUGGGACUGACUACCAAUUAAUGUUCUUGUUUUGCAUUUCUUAGUUUUUUGCAGGUUUGUGUGGGGCCCUCUUUAUCUUCUUUGGUUUUGUUGGGGCUUUGCUAUGUGGAUUAUAUGUUGACAGAACAAAGAAGUUUACAGAAGUUGUCAAGAUAUGUUUCUGCCUUAGUUCACUAGCAAGUAUUGCUUUUGCAGUGGUGAGUAAAUGACCUUGUAUUGAUUUUUUUAUAGUAAUAAUUUAAAUAAAAGUACAUUUUCUUUUAGUAAUUUGUCCUGUGGGGAUGAUCAUUUUAUGUUUAUGGUGACACUUCAGGAACCUACACACGUUUUAUGCCUUGUAUGUAUGCCUUUUACCCAACAUGUAUUCAUUACCCUUGAGAGUGUAAUCGUGUUUGAGCAGGGCCCUCAUCAACCUAUUCUUCCUGUUAAAAUGUCUUGUUUGUUGUGAAUUCCCCCUGUUAUAAUGUUGUAAAGCUACAAGGAAGAGGAUGGCACUAUAUAAAUUCCAGUAAUAAUAGUAAUAAUUAACACUUUUUAUACAUAUCAUCCGGUGUUUGGCGUCCAAUAAUGUACACAUUGUAAGAUUUUUAGCACCAAUAAAAAUCAAAAGCUGCAUCCGGCAGUCUAUAUAUAGUUUUAAUUAUAUGGACAGUGGUGUAAAUUAGGACCAAAUGAGGUCCUAUUUAAAUAACUAAACUUUUUCCAAUGUGUAAUAUAUCUUCUUAUACACUUUAUAGGUAUCAAGCUUGCGGGAUCAGGCUGUUUGGCUUGGAAUUAUAUCUUUGUUAUUUGGAUUUUUUGGGUUUGCAGCAUACCCGAUAGCUAUGGAAUUAGCUGUUGAAUGUUCCCAUCCCGUUGGAGAAGGAACUUCCACUGGAUUAUCUUUCAUCUCAGGGUAAGUAGACAUAUAAAAUGAAGCAUAUGUAAAAUAAAAGAUUAACAGGAGCCUUGGGUGCAAUCUGACUCAGUACUUUGACACACAGACACACACACUAGAAAGUAUUCACGAUACACACAAUGUGUAUAGGUUGUAGAUAUGCCACCUCUGCCAUAUUUUUUUCAUAAAGCAUUUUACAUAGAUGCUUUUGUGUUUUUAGUUGCCCUAGACUAAGCCAAAUCUAUCCACCCCUCCAUACAAUUUAUCACAUCCUACAUUGUGGGGAUAUUUAUGGGAUAAUAAUAGUAACAGUUGAGAAUUGCCCACUAAUUCAAUUCUCAGAUCCCAAAUAUCGUUAUCGUGUUAAGUGAGAAGUAUUUCAUAUAAAUAAUAUUCACAAUUUGUUAUAAAAAUAGAUUUUAUUUAUAAUAACAAGUUAAUUAAUAAUAAGAUGUAACAUGCGUGACAAUAAUCAAUGAAUAUUCAGUAUAAAAUGAUAUGCAAUACAAAGGAAUGGCUAUAGACAUUUCAAUGGCUAAACAGCAUUUUCUGUCAAGACUUAGACGAUUUAUGACUAUCUUUCACAGACAUAGAGGGAAGCUUUUCACAGCGAAGGGCCAUAAAACCCUGGCUAACAGUUAGAAUAACCCUUUCAAUGCUGGCUAGACCUCCUAGGUAAUUAAGAUCUAUUCUUAUGUAAUUUUAAAUAAAAUAACAUUUAAACCAGUUCAUUAGUCAUUUCCUGGAACCAUCCAAUAAGAGAAUCUACCAUGUUAUAUAAGCAGAAUUUGUCUAAAAGAUAUCUAUCUUAUAUUAGAGCAAAUCAAUACACCUGGAUAAAAACAGCGGUAUGCUAACACGUGAUAAUAUCACCUUAAUAUAUAAUUAUUCUUAAUUCCACCUGCAGAAUGGAAUGUUUAUAACUAUAUAUUCUUUAGUUAACUAAGAUUUCUUAAUAUGGAAAUCUGACCGUGCUUUAUCCAGUCAUAUAUAAUGCUAUUAAUACAUUUUAAUUAAUUUAAUUAAUUAAAUGAAACCAGUAUAAUUACCAGUUGAGUAGAUAUUUCAUCCGAUUGGUAGAUAGUCUCAGGAACUUAUUUGGAUGUCUGUAGGUGCAUGGAGUUAUGGUGAAAGGUGGUGUUGGUUAGAAAGUCAGUAAAAUUCUAAGUGUUAGAGUUUUAAGAGUAGAGUAUUAGUCUCAGAUGUUGUGAGUUGGAGUCCCCAUACUUCCAAUUCCUCUCUCCUCUUUUUCUUUCUCCUUUGCAUUUCCAAUCUUCCCUUUGUCCUAACUUUUAAAGGGCCAGACUCUCUGUACGUCAUCAGUUGAUAACCCAAUAGAAGCACUAGAGGUGUGGUUAUCUUCCAGAUCACAAUUUAGUUAUUUGAUCUAUAGAGGGCAGUCUUGUCCCACUAAACAUACCUAUCCAGGAAAGAGUUAACUUUUCCUGGUGGCUAUUUUGACGUCAUUUUGCGUUAUCUUUAUAGUGCCAUAAUUUAACAUUUCAAAGGGUUUCUUUAAGUUUUGUCCAGACUAUGUCUGGCAAAUCUGAGUUUUGACCCAUAACUUACAAUGGGACCUUAUACAUAUAGACAGUCUGUCCAACCCCCGUUCUUCUUAUCACUUUUGUUUAUACUAUGCAUUCCUUUAGCUCUGGGAAACUGGUUAGUUUACAGAUAGAAAUCUUGUGUCUUUUUGUUAACUUGGAAAUAACAAAAAUGGAGUCUGCUCUGUUCAGAGUGACUCAGAAUAUACACUUUUAAUUUCUAUCAUAGCACAAGAUGUCUGCCGAUAUAAAUACCCUGACAACAUGGGAAUUCCUUACUUACAUACCGUAUAUACUCGAGGAUAAGUCGACCUGAAUAUAAGUCGAGACCCCUAAUUUUACCCCAAAAAACUGGGAAAACUUAUUGACUCGAGUAUAAGACUAGGGUGGGAAAUGCAGCAGCUACUGGUAAAUUUCUAAAUAAAAUUAGAUCCCCAAAAAAUUAUAUUAAUUGAAUAUUUAUUUACAGUGUGUAUAUAAUGAAUGCAGUGUGUGUGUGUAUGAAUGCAGUGUGUGUGAGUGCAGUGUGUGUAUGAGUGCAGUGUGUGUGUGUGUGUGAAUGCAGUGUGUGUGUAUGUAUGUGAUGCAGAGCCUUGGUGGGGGGUGGGCAUUUUUAUUUUUUUAUAUUAUUAUUUUAAUUAAAAAAAAUAUAUAUUUAUUUUUUUAUGUUAUUUUUUUUUUUUUCGUCCCCCCUCCCUGCUUGAUACAUGGCCAGGGGGUGGGCUCUCAUUCCCUGGUGGUCCAGUGGUGUGCACUGUGCAGGAGGGUGCUGGCAAAGAGCUGUUACUUACCUUUCCUGCAGCUCCUGUCAGCUCCCUUCUCCUCCGGUCCGGUCAGCUCCCCUGUCAGCUCCACUGUAAGUCUCGCGAUGUGACUGCCGCGUGAUGCGUUGCCACGGCUCUGACCCCGCAGCUCUCGCGAGACUUGCAGUGGAGCUGACAGGCGAGCUGACCGGAGGAGAAGGGAGCUGACAGGAGCUGCAGGAAAGGUAAGUUACAGCUCUCUGCCAGCCCCCAACAGGACUGCCGGGCUUGUAAUGAGCCCGGAGGUCCUGGUCUGUAUUAUGGCAAUGUAAGUUGCCAUAAUACAGACACUGACUCGAGCAUAAGACGAGUGGGGGGUUUUCAGCACAAAAAAUGCGCCGAAAAACUCGUCUUAUACUUGAGUAUAUAAGGUAAUCUUAUGCCAACCUACAAACAUGUACACUCGAAAUAACUGACACUCACAUAUACACUCGGGAUACUUUACACACUUCAGCACACUAACAUACACAUAAGAAAAUAAAUAAUGUAAAUAGUCUCCCUUAUCUGAAUUUGUAGUGAAGGGAAGGGAAGGUGAAGGGGUCUGAUCCCUUAGUAAAGUGUAAAGGUUAAUAGCUUACCUGGUUUUAGAGGGUUAAAGGAGCAUUCUAAGUGUUACCAAUUUUUUACUUUGGAAUGUUCCUUUACCAACCAAGAUUAGACCAUUAAAGGGACACUGUAGUCACCAGAACAACUAUAGCUUAUUGAAUUUGUUCUGGUGAGUAGAAUCAUUACCUUCACGCUUUUUGCUCUAAACACUGUCUUUUCAGAGAAAAUGCAGUGUUUACAUUACAGCCUAGUGAUAACAUCACUGGCCACUCCUCAGAUGGCUGUUACAGAUCCUUCCUGGGUCAUGGCUGCCUAAAAUACAUCCAAACAUUCAGUAUCUCCUCCCUCUGCAUGCAGACACUGAACUUUCCUCAUAGAGAUUAAUUGAUUCAAGGAGAGGAGAUGCUGAUUGGUCAGGGCUGUGUUUGAAUCAUGCUGGCUCUGCCUCUGAUCUGCCUCCUUGUCAGUCUCAGCCAAUCCUAUGGGGAAGCAUUGUGAUUGGAUCAGGCCACCACUUCCGAUGCUGUCAGCAGACAGUUUGUUUUUCUGAGGCAAACAGCAUGCAGAUCUACAGCUUCAGGCUUGAAUACAGUAAGAUUUUGCUAUAUUUAUGGAGGCAUGAGGGGCCAAGGGGGGCUAGAUGAUGGUUUUAACACUAUAGGGUCAGGAAUACAUGUUUGUGUUCCUGACCCUAUAGUGAUCCUUUAAUUUGUAGUUGUAACAGUGCAUACAUGUUAUUCCUCCUGACAUUACUUUACGUUCACAAAAAAAUAAUUGUAUAUAGUGCUAUGGGCCAGAUGAAUACUUCAUUCAACUGUGUCCCUGUCAGUAAUAAAACCAUGAUCUGACUGCUUAACUGCUAUUUCACUGCUUUUAAUUUAUUAAAUUAGUCAUCAUUUCUGACUAAAAAAAUCCUACAUGUCGAGUGCUCUUUAUCUACUCUGUAUUAUACCGAGCCAGCAGACAUGAAGCCAAUAACGUAAAGCAAUCAAUUACAAUUAUUUAUAUGCGCCAACAUAGUCCACUGCGCUGUACAAGAGGUAAACAAAACAAACACAGAAUUCUAACAAAACUUGAUCGACGUGCAGUAGGUGAAAAGGGUAAAUAACUGCACAAUUUGUGUUAUAUAUGCAGCAAUGCCACCACAGCCAUGCACUUUUUGUAGUUUUUGUCUUAAGUUUAAGGGUCAAAUUGCAUUCAUUACAUUCCAUAGAACAAGUCUCCUCUGGGGUAGUUUAGCAGUUCACCAAGUGAAAUAGACCUUACAAGCAUUUUUAUAAACUAAACAGUAUGUGAUAUUUCAAUUCUUGCACUCUUUUUAUAGUUGCAAUAACUGUAAUUAUAUAUGUCUCCUCGACCACAAUAAAUAAACUUACUUACUGCCUGACUAUCCACACAAGUGCCAACUUGUACCUAACUGAAAACUACAGAAUUGAAGGGACUAUCUAAACAAAAUCUUUUUAAGUGUAUGAUUUUUUUUUUUUGCUACUUUACUCUAACAAACCACAACAUCACCACUAUCAUCCAAACACAAUUCUAAAAUAAAAAUAUUUGAUAGAAACUUAAAAAAACACAAAAAAAACACACAGCUUCUUGUACAAUAAAAAAAAUUAAAAGACUGUGAUCCUGUGUUUAAGUUAAAAAUAAAAAUGUUUUGGGGAUUUGGGCACUUUUCAUAAGCACUCCCCAAAUCACAAUGAUGGGGAAGGAAAAGGACAGACCCAGACAGCAUUUACUAAUACAGGUUGUGUUUGAUAAUAAGACCCAUGUGUUUUAUCUACAGUUACAGUCAUAACAUAUGCAAAAUGUUGGAUCUUGGAUCAGGCAGAUAAACCACAUCACUGGUCUAUAAACAUUCUAUUGUCUCAUAUAUGCAAAGCUAGUGGUUAAACAAGCAUAGUGCAGCAAUGUGGAGUGACUGAAAUAUGUUUUAUUCCCAAACUAGUCAGAUCCAGAGCUUGAUCUACAUGCUGCUCUUACAAAGCCUCACCAGAACAGUUGCUGCCUCUUCAUUAUCUUCAUGUGGUGAGGGCCAGAUUGAGAUAUCUGACUGGUCAGGUAAGUUAUUAACAUCCACUUCAAAACAUGUAUGUGUUUAUUCUACAGAACGAUUAUACAGGCAUGUUUAAUAGAAGUUUAAAUUUAAUUUAUUUCAUUCUACUUUAGGGUCUAUUCAUUGAAUUGCAAGUGGUACUCAUUUCAGUGCUGGUUAUUUAACUAUUGACGACAAAGGGAAAUUUAAAAUGGACACUCCGCUGCCCAAGCAGAUAGUAAAUCAAACUGACCUAGCCAAGGGUACCUAUAGCUGUUUUAUGAUUGGAGCUAUAAACAUGAAAGCAUAUACGCAUUAACACAUUUCAGAAUAUAACGAACAGGGCCCUGAAAGAGGUGGGCAUAUGUCUCAGGGCAUUUUUUUAUACAAGUACUUGUGAUUCCCCUGGGGAGAUUUUAGUUGCUGUUUCCUAGAUACUUUGAUGCCUUUAUUAUAAGACUUAUUUUUAUGAUAAAGCAAAAAUAUUUAUAAAAAAAACAAAACAAAAAAGAAAAUCCAAUAAAAUAAGGCAAGGUGUAGCAGGAACUGCUUUUUUUUUAUUAUCAAUGUGAACACCGAAAGAUAGACAUUUGUGUAAUAGGAAAUAUUAACAAUCACAACAUCUUUAUGGACGCAUGUCUCUUUUCAGCCUAACCUAUGUAACUAUAACAAGGGCAAACCAGACAUGGUGGUACUGCUUUAUAAUAAUGUUGUUAGAUGUUUUUUUAUUUUGUAUUUUAUGUAUGCAGACUAUAUGAUUUAGGUAUAUAAUUCCUGCAUAAUGAGUUAUGUUGAGUUGGCAAAGGAGUUGAAAAAUUAGGGUACAAAAUUGCUAACACUGAAAAAGAAAAUACCCAUCGAGCCCAUGUUAAACAUAUAUAUUUUCCCCUUUUUUUUUAAACUACGUCAUAAGCUUGGUACAACUAAGAUUUUAAUAUAUAAAACCUUAAAGGAACACUAUAGGGUCAGGAACACAAACAUGUAUUCCUGACCCUAUAGUGUUAACACCACUAUCUAGCCCCCCUGGGCCUCUCAUGCCUCCAUAAAUAUAGUUAAAAUCUUACUGUAUUCAAGCCAGAAGCUGUAACUCUACAUGCGGUUUGCCUAAAAAAAAAGAAAAAAUAGUCUGCUGACAUCAUCAGAAGUGGUAGUCUGAUCCAGUAGUGCUUCCCCAUAAGAUUGGCUGAGCCUUUCCCCGCCCAUGCGGAGCUCAGUCUGUGUGGUGCCCUCCAUGGGUGAAGAUGGAUAAUUUUUUUAGUGUCAGGUUUUUUUCUUUUUGUCGUAUUUUAAUUUUUUUUGCGCUUGGGUUUUUUAUUUUAUUUUCAAAGUCCACCGCUCAUGGGUGGAGGCCGGAGGAGACAAUAGGUCCCCCCACCCCCAUUUUCAUUUAGGGCACCCACCCACCUCUCAGGGGUGGGGGCCGGGAGGGAGGACAUUCGAAUGAAAUUACGAACUGAGCAAAGUCCCGAAAUGCAUCCUAACAAAGAUGAACAAACUGUUCUCAUUCUGUUAGAUCGAAAUUCGGUAGUUUGGCCGGCGUUCUGUCUAAAUGACAGGACAUUCAGAAAUACUGACAGGAAGCAUCGCAAGAUCACGGAUUAAAGGUGAGAAUUGUGGGAAAAUUGCUCUGACCACCAGAAAUGAAGCACACUUUGCUCCUCUGCUGGUCAUAGCUGGUCAGGCUUAGGAAACCUCCAUAAGACAAAGUAGUCCCUACUUUAUCUUAUGUUUUAAAGAAAACUAGAGCAGAUAGGAAGAAAUGAAGAACAGAUCCUGACAGAGGGAGAGAAGAGGAAUCGAUUGGGGAAAGGUAAAUUCGGCAUGACAGUGCCACUUUAAAUAUGUACCCCACAAAAAUCAAGACAAGGUGGAGCUUCCAAGUUCUAUGCAAACAGGGCCUAAUCAUAUUCCAGAAUGACCUUAUUUAGUGAUAAAGAGGCUAUGAGCUUGUUACAAUAUAUUUAUAGAAUAGGAUUCUGAGAAAGUUACCAGUUAAUCUAAAGAAUGCUGUUUUUGUGUAUUUUCCAACAGUUUCCACAUUGGUUAUGGCUGGCUUGGGCAGCUUGGGAUCUUGUGUCUUUGUCAUCUUCUUUCAUACGGACUACAAACGAUUACAAUUAGAAGGAAAGUCUACGGAUAAUGAGGAAAUCCCUGGUGUAACAAGUUCUUAAUGUCUGUUUGUAGAGUCAUGUUUUUAUGCAAUACUGCUUUUUACUAGGCCAGUUACAAAGUGUCAUAUUAUGGAAUGAUGUGUAAUAUAUUUUUUAAAUCAUUUACAUUAGGCAUAUGUGCAAUUAUUAUCUAGACCUUUAUUUCUACCCAGUCCCGGUGCAAGGAUAUUUGGCUACACAGCAAAGAUGCAUUUUGCCAACACCCAACAACACUCUUCACGCCUCCUUGAGUAAUUCCAUACAUGUAUUUUUCCCAUAACAUGUAUAAGGAGUUAGCUUUUAUUACCUUUUUUGCACUAGUGAAGAGGCUGGUAGCAGCAGCUGAUAAUUAGAAGUAACAUGGUCGGAAACCAGUUGCGAAGUAUAAGCUUUCAUUUAAAUGGCUUCGUCAAUAAGCAAAACUGUCUUUUCUUGGAUAUAGAAAAUACACGGAUAAUUCAUCAGCACCAAUUGCACCCUUUCAAAUGCACCUUCUGGAGGUGAGUGGCCUUGCAGGAAGUUACCAGCAGAAAUUCGAGCACUAGAGCAGCAAACAUUAACUAAGGUUAUGAACAAUGCAAUUGAAAGAGCCUGACUUUGCGAUGCAGCAAAAGGAGCUCGUUUAAAAGAUGUCAUCUUCCGUACAGUCAAACAAAUCUCUAUACAUUAAGCAUUCAUUGUAUGCAAUAUCAUUGAACUUGGUUAAUUAAUAAAAUAUUGACUGUUCAACCUUACCCUAAAUUUUCACCCACCCUGUAGAAACAAGAUUGUAAUAAAGCCCUUAUAGACUCCUGGUUUCCUGGGAGCAUUUGUAUCGUUGUACGUCUCAUCCCAAUGCAGGAAUGUUGUUUGAGAAGUACAAAGAUCACGUGAGUAGCUUAAAAUCAUCUUAAAUAAUAUAUAUUUUUAAAAUUGUACACAAUAUUGUACCUUGAGUUAAUUUGCACUUGUGUAAUAAUUAUUAUUAUUAAUAGGCAGCUAAGCCAGCUUUAAAUACAUAUAAAAAAAAUGAUUUACCUUUUUAUGUAUUUAAUUAUUUCAGAUAGAGGCUUAAACUCUAAAGGGACUAAAACAGAGAAGCCCCAAAUUUGAGGUUUCUACACCUAAAUGAUUAUUUCAUAUCUUCCCUAUUUCCUCAUCUACCAGCGGUUGCUCAGCUUAUUAAUACUUUUGUUUGUGUACGUAUCAUUUUCUGUCGUGGCAGGGUCAAGGGUUUCACUUCUUAGUUGGUAGGUGUUCAGUAGUGGCCUGUGUACGAGUCAAUGGAGUUCUCUCUAAACUGGUUAUUAGCUGGAAUGGUACUUGGCAGGGUUUUUUUCUCUCCCUGCAAGUUUUGAUUCUCUCUCUAGAUAGAGGCAGUCCAUGGUGGAGAUUGCAUAUCUGGCUUUCCCGGGCGGUGAAGUAAUGCGCUUUAUGUGGAUGCCCUGUUUGGAGUAUAUGCACAAAACGCACAACUUGGGGAGGUGAUCCCCAGAGAGUUCAGUGAUGGCCCUGGCACCUUUUCUCUUUAUCUAAAGACGUGCUCUUCCACCCUAUCCCACCUGCAUACAGUUUAUAGUGUCUGCCCUCUGACCUUUAAACCCCAGUUGUUUUUUUCUGUUAUUAUAUGCAAAUACAUUUUAAUACCUCAUAUGCAAGAUAUUGUCACCUAAUACAACCUCAUUUGUUUGAUUCUGUACUGACAAACACUUUAAAUGUGAGAUUCUUAAAUGUUUACUUUAUUUCUUUGUUGAUUGUAUUUUUACUUUGUAUGAUAAUUGAAGCUCUGGUGUACAUUCUAGUGCCUUCAGGGUGACUUGUUGAUACAGGAUAUUAUGUCACUUAAUACAACAUCUCCCUUAUUUUGUUUGAUUCUGUGCCAACAAAUACUUUAAAUUAGACAUUCUAAAAUGUUUAUUUCCUUGUCUUUUAAUAUAUUUUUAUUUUCUUCUUUCUCAAUUAAAAAUUUGUAUGUUUUGUUAAAGAAACUUUUUUCCAGAAAUAUUGUCAAGAAAAAAAAAAAGUUUUUGUUGAGCUGUCUUGGACUAUCGUGUUGCUAUAAGAUGAGAGUUAAACAUAUGUCUGAUGCAGUUUUCCCUCACUUCAAAGUCUUACUGUCCUAAAAACAGUAGUAUACAAAGUAUAUACCCUCACUUCAUCACAUGCCAAAUGACUGUCUUAAUAAGAGUAAUAAUGUACAACUGUUAAAUGUGGUGUUUAUUUUAUAAUAAUGCUUGAAUCUAAACGUUAUCAACUUUUAUGGGUUUGUGUGAGAUUCGUGGUUUGAUUUAUCUCCAACUAAAAAUGUUUAUUUUGUUAAAAACACAUAAAACAAAGGUUUACAAUUUUAGCACUCUAAUUUUAUGUGCAUCAAAAAAAAUAAACAGGACACUGCAAUCAAUAAUGUGUGAUUUUCCAAGUUUUUCUAAUAAACUUUACAAUUAAAGGGACACUAUAGUCACCUAAACAACUUUAGCUUAAUGAAGCAGUUUUGGUGUAUAGAACAUGCCCCUGCAACCUCACUGCU